Molecule: messenger RNA, 8265 nt
Organism: Plasmodium vivax (malaria parasite P. vivax)
Lineage: Eukaryota; Apicomplexa; Aconoidasida; Haemosporida; Plasmodiidae
Product: endonuclease/exonuclease/phosphatase domain containing protein
Exons: 2
Coding region: 1-8265 (2754 amino acids)
Biological process (GO): phosphatidylinositol dephosphorylation
Molecular function (GO): phosphatase activity
Source: RefSeq, a predicted model, not a curated record
AUGAAUGCAUACAACACUGAAGGGAGGUACUUGCUAAUCAUAUACGAAAAGGUAUUUAAAAUAAUUUACAUAAAGCAUUUAAAAGAUAACAAAAAUGAGAAAGUCAAAGUGCCAUCUCUGUUCAUUUUCCGAGAAAGUGGAAAGUGCACCGAGAAGUUAAUAAAUAAAGACAAAAUUAGGAAGAAGAGUAAAAAAUUUGGAAGCAUCAUAAGUGAAUUAAUCAUAGACAAUAUAAUCGGUUCCAUCGAAAUUAGAAACGAGUUAUUUCUUUUUGUAGUUGAUAAAUGGAAAUUACUUUGCAAAUUUUUUUACCUUAACAAGUAUAGGAGCAUAUAUAAGAUAGAGAAGGUGCAUUACAUCCCUUAUAACAUUAAUAUUGUUUCCUUUAAUACCAUCAUUAGCAAUGCGCUCAACGUUGAUGAUAAUGCCAAUAGUUACUUUAUCAACCACCUGGUCAACCACGAAGAUAUAGGCAAAGAUUUUGAGGUCAUAAAUAACAGCAGCCAGAGUCACAGCACGGCGGCGGCCAGGCGCGCCGCGAGUCCGGGUGACCACCGGAGUGGGAGCGGCAUUGGCGGCAUUGGCGACAUUCGCAGCAUUCGAGGUGGCAAUCAUGGCGACCGGGCUGGCGACGCCCCGCAGAACGCGAACUCGAACGACCCCUCCUACGAGCCAGACAGCUCAGAUAACGAACUGGAGAAGGGCUACAAAAUGGACGAGGAUAAUCCGUACAAUAAGCAUUUCGCAAACAAAAGUGGCAAGUUAAAUGGGGAGAGAACUACAAUCGGAAAGAACCAAUUUGGAGGCGAAUUCGAAAUGGAGGUCGAACCCAUGAACCAUAGAACCCACAGAAGUGGCAACUAUAAUAAGAAGGAGGAGAAGAAUAAAAAGAUCCUCAAUUUUAAUACUGCGAAGAGGUGGCUGACCAACCAGUUCAACCACAAAAAUCUUUUGAACAUCAUUUCGGACAUAACGAAUUAUGACGGCCGGGGCCUCGGCGAGGGGGGAGGGAGGCCUGCCCCGCGGGCGCAGCUAGGUGAGGGUGUCACUGGCGGUGUUGCAAGCGGCGUUACUGGUGGUAAUACCGGCCGUACCGUCGGAGCUCCCAGCAGCAGCCACACCCACCGCGGAAUGCAGCGGAACGAGGAGGAAAUGAUGAACACCAACUCGUCAACGCUGGACGAUAACGAAUUUAUGAUGCAGGUGCUGAAUGAUAAGGAAAAUUCCUCUCGGCAGGAGAAUGGGGGCAUGCCGAGCAAAAUUGCCAACGGUGAGCAUAACUACUGCAAAGGAGGAGGAUCUGGGGGAAAGGAGAAUGGCAGCAGCACCUACGAUGCCAAUAGUAAUGACGGCAACGCACGUUACGGUAGGAGCGACCAUCAAAGUAGGAGGACGGAACCACACGCGUCUUAUACAAAUAGGGAAGAUGCUCACAGGAAAGAACCCAUCGACUCUCCAAAGAUAAGCAUUAACUUGAUUGACGAUUUGUUUACAGAUAGGAAGAAGGGAAAUGAGGAGUCGCCGGUGGGGGGAGACCAAAUGGAUAGGCAAGCAAACGAGUUAAACCAGUUACUGCUUGAUGGCGCGAAGGGGUCGUACCAAAUCGGAGCAAAGAAUGAUCAGAAUAAUUUUAUAAACUCUGGGGGGAAUGAGAAAAGGUCUAAUCUGUGCCCCCCUGGGGGAAGCCUUCCCACUGGAAAAGGCAACCGAGUAGGCACAGAAGCAGCAGUAGGAGAGGUUACCACGAACGGGAAUAACGACAGUUACUACCAAAAUUUGCUGUGCAUUUAUAAUGAUGAAAAGAAGGGAGCGGCGAGCUCAAGGAACGGAAGCACUAGUGGUAAGGCUGAGCAGGAUAAAGGCAUAUCAACUGAGAAGGGGAACAGCUCGGUUAGGGAUUCUUCGAAAAAUGCAGCCGCAGAAAACAAGGGAGACCUGAAGGACCUCAUUAACAACUCCUAUUUCAACGUGAGGAACAACCUUGUUGUGGUGGAAAAUAGCGAACACAGUGAGAAGAGGAACUCCUACCCCCUCAGCUUCAAAAACGCAAAUGACGAAAGUGUCAAAGCGGAUGAGAAAAAAAUGAACAUAAAAAUGGACAUGCAUAAGAUGUUAAAAAUGAUACAAAAAAUUCUGACCGUUCAUAUGUACUACUCGUAUGACUAUGACCUAACGCAGUGCAUUCAAAAAAAAACGAAAAAAAAUAUCGAAGAGGUAGAUGUAGAACCCAUGUUUUCUUCCUCGUCCACUCAUAGGAAGAGGUCCUUCCUAAAUGUCAGCGAAAAAAACUUCAUGUGGAAUUACCAAAUGAUUAAAAAGGUUAAGUGCAAAUGCAAAAUUGAUGACAAUUGGUUCUGCUCAGUAAUUCAGGGCUACAUUUCGUACACCUAUAUUGAGAUGAAUAGGAGGUGUUUGGAGCUGCUUCUCAUUAGUCGCCGCUCCUCCGUCUUGGGAGGCACGCGAUUUAAUAAGAGAGGCAUCAACGAUGAUGGGUAUGUGGCUAACUAUGUAGAGACGGAGCAAAUUGUGAGAAUUAACAAUAGGAAUAUUACCUACUUGAAUCGGUUUGAUAAGGCUAACAUGGCUGUGGAUAAUGUGAAGAAGGGCAGUGAAAGAGGGGGCUCAUCUGUGGGCACCGAUUUGGGAACCCCCAACAGGAAUGAGGGGAACAAUUUGAAGGAGGUCCAAAGUAGUAACACUAUGGGAGGAGCUCCCCCAAAGGUGCUUCCCCCUACAGUGAGUACGCAGACUGGUGGAAAGAACAUUCUUGAGGGUGAGUCGUCUGACCCGUUGGGCAAGAUGUCCCACCCGCUGGAAGAGGAGAAGCUGCGAAAUGGGGAAGUCACCGCCGAAGCGAGUGCUAACAACGAAAGGGUUGCCACGGGGGAGAGCGGCGGAUCAAGCCAAGGAUGCAUCAACAGUGAUAGCAAUUUCGAAAACAGAAUAAUCUCCCUAGUCCAAAUAAGAGGGUCGAUCCCACUCUUCUGGAAGCAGCAUUCCAUGUCAUCCCACGUGAACAUCCAGCGAUCUUCACUCCUAAGCAUCAAGGCCUUUAAGGAGCACAACAAAAAGUUGAUUACAAAUUAUGGUAACAAUAUUUACUAUAUAAAUCUUCUGAGCCAAAACAAAAACAACGAGAAGAAGCUCACGAAAAAAAUGAUCGAGCUGAUUAACUAUAUUAAGAAGGACAAGCAUUAUAAAGAAAAAAAUUUUAUUAACUACAUUGAGUAUGACUUUCACAUUUCUGUGAAGAACAAAAGUUUUGAAGAUGCCAUGAACGAUUUUAUAAACAAGGUUCUUCUCAAGGAGAUAAAGAAUGUAUCCUUUUUUAUGGAAGCGUCGAAGGGUAUAAUCGAGGGGGAGGCCAACACGAACGGUAGUAGUACCAACCAGGUGGGCGAAAGCUACCCCUGCGUUUUUCAAAACGGGGUGUUUAGAACUAACUGCUUGGAUUGCCUGGACAGGACCAACGUCUUCCAGUACUACUACACGUUGUUCUUCAUCCUGUACGUGUUGCAUGUGUCCAAAAAUGACAUCUUCUUAAAGCCAGUGAAAAAAUCGCACCUGUGUUUUUACAAAAAUUUUAAUACCCUGUUUAAUAGCAAGAGCGUGACGGUAGUGACUACCCUGCCGACGGACAGCUACCUGCUGGAGCUCUCUGAGAAGCCCGGCGUUAACAAGAAUUUCGACUACAGCAAGGGGAGCAGCAACAGUAGCGGCAGCUUGUUCGAGGACUACUGCUAUGUCCACGAGGCGGGAAGUCCCCCCAAUGUGAGCGGCGCGAAUGUAAGCGGCGGGAAUAAUGUAAGCGGCGGGAAUAAUGUAAGCGGCGGGAACAACACGAGCAGCGUGAACAACGAGAGCAGCCUCAACAACGCGAGCAGCGUUAAGAAUGGCGGGAGCAACCUCCACAACGGCAGCAGCGGCGGCGGCAAGAGGGACUGCCUCAAGAGCGAAAUUAUGAGCAGAAUGGAAAAGGAGGAAAAGAAGCACAGAAUGGCCUACAGCAAUUACGAGCGGGAAGACGAAAGGAAAUUUACCAGUCGACAGGAACAACCCGAUGAAUACGUACACAUUUUAAAACAUUUCUUUAAAAAGAUGUGGGUGGAAAAUGGAGAUAUUAUUAGUACCCAUUACACAGGCACGGGGAGCGUCUUCUCUUCGCAAAUCAAUGUAGGAAGGUCUUCCCUAAGCACAAACAUUGACCAUGCGAUCAAAUCCAUUGAGAGAUUUUACCAAAAUAAUUUUGAGGAUAAUUUCAGACAGGAAUGCAUUGAUAUUAUUUUGUGUACAGGGAAGUAUAGCAAGAGCAAGAGGAGGAACUUCAUAGGGGCCGAUUUUAACUAUUUUUUAAAUUACGGCAAUUUUAUGAAUAAGGAGAGCUUCCUCGGGUUGAGGGGCCGGAACAUGGGCCUCUCCAUUCCGUACCUGCCCUAUGGGAGGAACGCGCAGGCGGAUAAGGGGCAGACGGAUAAGGGGCAAAUCGAAGCUGAGCAAGAUACCUCUAAGGAGAAUCACCCAAGGGGAAGAAGCAAACAUAAGUCCCCCGAAAGCAACACCAAUAGCAGCGAUUCGAGUGAGAAUGCGGUUGAAAAUAGUAGUAGUCUGCUCGAAGAGGAGCGAGACGAGGAUGAGGGGCGCCUGUCCAGGGGGAGAAGCAAGCAGGGCAGAAGUAGAGGGCCCAGCAAAAACGCAGAAAGGAAGAAGUUGGAGGGAAGGAGGGCUAAGGAGAGACAUUCAGAGGUGGAGGAUCCUCUCAGCAAAGGUGUAAAUUCUGGGGAUGACAAAGGGGAGGACGAUGCAGAGGAGUCGGAAGAGCAGCAGGAGGAGCGGGAGCUGCACGAGAACGCACACCAGUCACCCCACUCAAAGGAGCCGCGUAAAUCGCACAAAUCGGUGAAGCGGGCCAAGAUGAAGAAGACGAAGGUGCACCUGGCGGAGAGCGAAAGCAAGGAGGUGGUCCCCCCGAGGAGGGAAAAGGCCUACGGGAAAUCCACCUCCAUGAGUGAUGUGUAUUCGCGAACAAAUGUGGGCAACGAGAGCAGCGCGGAGAACACGCUAAGCAGUAGCAGUGGUGGAAGCGGUGGUAGUGCUGGCAGCGGUGGUAGCGGUGGUAGCGGUGGUAGCGGCGGUAGUGCCGGCAGCGGAAGAAGCAGCUCGGACAGCAACGCCCAUAAAAAGUGGAAGAAGAAAAAGAAACGAAGAAAUGUAAACAAAAAGGGCAAGGAAAAAAAAAACAAAAGCGAUCUAGUGUACAUGAAAAAUUUGUAUAAAAAAAAAAACUAUAUAUACAACGUGAGGAAUAGGAACAAGUACAGCGACUACCUAAGUCACGAUUUGAUAAAUCAUUACUACACGGAUUUUGAUGAGUCGAAAAUGGGCAGUUCACAUAGGAAAAAGAAAAUGACCAAUAAUGAUUAUGAGGAGAAAAUUGUAAAACUGUGGGCAGGCACAUGGAACUUAUGUGGAAAUGACUUGUACGAGCUGAAUGACAUAUCUUCGUGGCUGAAUCAGAUUAACGAGUGCAUCGACAUGUAUGUGUUUUGCUUCCAGGAGGUGGUCGAGUUGACUGGCUUUCGAAUUUUGAUGAACAUGAAAGACAAGUUUAAGGAGAAGAAGAUCGAGCAGAAAAUUACCCAGUCGUUGGCGGAGAUGUCCCAGAGGCAGAAGGAAAUGUACAUUAGGAGCAAAAUCGGCACCAGCGCGUACUUUGCGAAUGGCACGAUUAAUGGUGCGGGCGCGGGGAUUAGGGGUGGCCCCGAGCACUCCGCAUCCGCAGUCAACAGCCACUCCGCAGUCAACAGCCACUCCGCAGUCAACAGCCACUCCGGAGUGAACAACCACCCGUAUGAUAACCACGCCGGGGUGAACGAGGGGAUGAAAAGGGAGGACUACUACGAAAACUGCUUGAAGUGCUUUAACGAGUCGUACAUGUGCGAGGGGGCCAGUGCGGAAAACGCGGAAAACGCGGCAAACGCGGCAAACGCGGCAAAUGCGGUAAAAGCGGCAAAUGCUUCCAACACUGCCAGCGCUGCCAACGCGGGGAGCACCACCCAGAGGGGAGAGAGGCGAAGCUUCGACCAGAAUGGCGUCCUUGACAUUUCGAAGAGCUGCUUCCUGAACAAUUACUUCAAUAACUUGGAGGAGGACCGGGAGCAGGCUCACCCCCGUUUCUCCGUCGCGUCGGCUUCACCGAGCGCCCAGGAUGAACAGAGCAAGUUGCUCAAUCUGAAUAUGCUCAACAUGAAUACGAUGGCCCACGAGGACCCCCAGAGUAGAAGCCCCCCCUCAAGAAAAAGCGAAGAUUUCAUCUUUUUACCUGACGAAUCAGGCAAAAGUGAGGUAGCGGGAAAUGCCCCCCAAAAGAGCAACCCCCCCACGAAUGCGCAGCAAAGAAAUCAAAGCAGCAAUGUGCUGAACGUUUUGGAGGACCGGGAGAAUAAUGGCGGCAACCUGCUGGGGGAGCACCUGAUGAAAAGCAAUGAGACGAAUAUCAGCUCCAAUAUAAAUGAGCUCUUUGACAGUAACCCUGUGAGUGGUUCCAAUAGGAAGGCAAACAAUGGGGUGUGCAGCAGCAGAGACGUCUUCAACUUGGUAGAUCAUACCUACGGUGCAGAUAACCACGUGGGGGGGAGGCAUCCCAGUGGGAAAGAAGCCGAGUGCAAUUCGAGCGAUGUGAAUUUGCAAAACAAAGCGAACAUUGAAGGGGAUAAGCAGUAUCGAGGGGGAAGAGACACACAUAGUUAUGUAAUGCGGAGGGAGGAGAACCUCAAGGACGAUACAACGUGUGGCGAACCUCAAAACCGGAAGAGAGCGGACACAAACAGCUUUCACAUUUCGAGCAUUCAAGAUGUUUUUCAGGAGAAUCAAAAUAGCAACUCGGUCAAUUUGAUACACCUGGGAGGAGACGACAUGGAUGGUUGUGUUAGAGGAAAGAAGGGUGCCAGAACGCACAGCCACAUGGAAGGGAGGAACACGCAGAGGAGCGGGGCCUCGGAUGAGUAUCCUGGUAGUGAUUCCAAACGGGGGGAAGAACAAAUACCCUUCAAAAGCAACGACAUGUUUUUGAAGAACGAAUCGAAUAAGUACUUUUUAAAUUUGAAAAAAUUUAAAUAUGUGAAGCUGAAAUCUGUAUCCAUGAUAGGUCUCUUCAUCAUCAUUUUUAUUGAUGAGGGGCUAGUAGACUACAUACGAGAAAUUGAGGUGUGCAAAGUGAAGGUUGGCUUGAAGGGCAACACGGGCAACAAGGGAAGCGUGUCUAUAAAAUUUCGCCUAGGGUUUAACUCCUUCUGUUUUAAUAACAUCCACUUGGCGUCAGGCCAAACGAACAUCUUCGAAAGGAAUAGCCAAAUGCAAAGCAUUCUGAGCAACAGCUUCCAGAACCAAGAGCUGAAUAACCUCUUUAAUUUUGACUAUUUCUUCGCAUGUGGGGACUUUAAUUUUAGGAUAAACAAAAGUCACGAGGAGGUUUUCAAAUCGAUUGCGAAUAAAAAUGCCAACCAGCUGCUCAACUACGAUCAGUUCAUUUACAACAAGCUGUAUAACAUCCUCCCCUUUUGCCUCUUCUACGAGCACCCCAUCAUGUUCAACCCCACGUACAAGUACAAGAAGAACUCCAACAUGUACGACGUGCGAAGGACCCCCGCCUGGUGCGAUCGGAUACUGGUGAGCGGGAAGCUAAUACACCUGUCGGAGCUGGAGAAGAAGCGGAAGGAGCACAUGGCGCAGGCGUUCCAACCGGAGAAGGACGACGUGGUCAGCAGCAAGAGCGGCCAGACGAAGCACCCCCCAGGGGAAAAACAACUCGCCAGCAACCAUCCAGAGGGUGAUGACCCGAACGAUUUUUACCAUAACGAUAAAAUAUAUUUUAAAUACCUAAAUUACAAGACGCACAACAAUUUCUUCUCAAGUGACCACAAGCCAGUUAGUGCAGUUAUAGAGUUAAAAGUUUUUUUCGACAAAAAGGACAUCGAAUAUAAGCUUCUCAACUCGUACAGUAUGAAAACGAAUGAUGACUUUAACAGUUAUGCAAAAAAUUCUAGCAACACGAGCAACAGUAGUAACAAUAAGAACAGCAAUUUGUUGGACUAUUUUUUCCCCAAUAAUUAUGGCCUAAGUAAAUAUACUGCUUACCCCAUUUCGCAAAUUUUGAAUUACUCAAAUAAUUUAAAUAGCAAAUUUAAAAACGAAAUGCAUGACCAUUCGUUUCAUGAGGAUGCGAUGAAGAAUGUGGAUCGACUGGACGAUUUUUCCUGCGCUAAGUGA